Archocentrus centrarchus (flier cichlid) is the source of this 4662-nucleotide messenger RNA. RefSeq names its product sema domain, immunoglobulin domain (Ig), transmembrane domain (TM) and short cytoplasmic domain, (semaphorin) 4Ab (gene sema4ab). Gene Ontology annotation, cellular component: plasma membrane. The coding region runs from base 242 to 2752 and encodes 836 amino acids. Gene Ontology annotation, biological process: axon guidance; positive regulation of cell migration; semaphorin-plexin signaling pathway. The record is from RefSeq and is a predicted model, not a curated record. NCBI's taxonomy places the organism in Eukaryota, Metazoa, Chordata, Actinopteri, Cichliformes, Cichlidae. Gene Ontology annotation, molecular function: semaphorin receptor binding; chemorepellent activity. The transcript has 15 exons.
GGAGGAGGCUUUUAGGGCUUUGUUGUUAUAGUAAAGGCUGAGCCACGGUCAGCGGUUUCUCCUCACCGGGUCACAUUUUUCAUUUAGUGUUUGUUGAGGCGUGAGCGGUUAAACACGACACUGGUUUUCUUUUGGAGUGGUAUAAGAAACACGGGGAGGAAACGACACGUUAAAGGAAACAUCCAGUGAUGGUCUCCUGCAGAAGGCAGAGUAUGUGAACUUCAGACCUCUGACCCUGUAAAUGUCAAUCCUGAGGCCAGACUCCAUUAUUCCUGCUGUAAUGGAGAACCCCAGCCUGCUGCCACUCGCCCUGGCCUUGCUGGGUUUUCUGUGCCCAUGUCUCACUGGACUGACUCCCAGAGUCUCCUUCCCUAUGGAUAGUCCUGGAAGACGUCUCAUCCGCUUCAGUAACCACAGUGUCAGCAAUACCACCACACUGCUGCUCAGUGAAGAUGGAGACACGUUGUAUGUUGGAGCUCGGGAUGCUGUGCUAGCACUGAAUGUUAGCCACAAGGACACUAUCGUACUGAGGAACAAGCUGGACUGGACUCCUUCAGACGAAGAUCUUGAACAGUGUUCCAUGAAAGGCAAGAAAAUGGCCGACUGUCCCAACUUCAUACGUGUGCUGCAAUUCCUGAACACCACACACAUCUAUGCCUGUGGAACAUUUGCCUUCAGUCCACGCUGUACCUACAUUAACACAGACACACUAACAAUGAGCCUCAAGCCUGAUGAAGGAAGAGGUCGCUGCCCCUAUGACCCCUACCAACGCAACACUGCUAUCGUUGUAGAUGGAGAGCUUUAUACGGGCACUGUGGCAGACUACAGGGGAAACCGGCCAGUCAUCUCAAGGCACCUCAGCGAAGGCAAGCGUGUUGACCUGAAGUUGGAUGACACAUUAGGAUGGCUGGAGGAUCCAACUUUCGUCAGUUCCACAUUUAUUCCAGAUGAAGAGAAAAUUUACUUCUUCUUCAGCGAAGUGGGCAGAGAGUACGACUUCAUCGACAAGUUUAUUGUCUCCCGUGUCUCUCAGGUCUGCAUGAGUGAUGUGGGAGGUCAGCGGACCCUGCAGCGACGCUGGACCACGUUUGCCAAAGCUCAGCUGCUGUGCCAAGCUGACCACGAGCUGCCCUAUAAUGUGCUCUGGGACAUAGACACCCUCCCACCAGCAGAGGGAGCUCCUGUGGAUGAUACACUCUUUUAUGGCAUAUUCACCUCCCAGUGGUCUGUCAACUCUGGACGGUCAGCAGUGUGUUCCUUCCGCCUGACUGACAUCAGAUCAGUUUUUUCUGGCAACUACAAAGUCCUGAACCGGGACACAUUACAGUGGAGUGCACGGGUUCAAGAGAAGGUUGCGAAUCCAGGCGAGUGUGGCCUGCACAAUGCCUCAGACAACGCCCUGCGCUUUGUCAAAGAGAACUUCCUGGCAGACGACAGCGUGCGGCCAGUUGGAAGAAAUCUUACCAUGGUGUCUGCUGAGCACUACUAUAGCCAUCUGAGGGUCCAGAGGGUCCAGGCGGCCAACAGCAAGCACUACACUGUCCUGUUUCUGCUUACAGAGUCUGGUUAUUUGCAGAAAGUAGUGCUGCUGCAGAGAGGGGCCCAUAUCAUUGAGGAGGUUCAGGUCUUUGAGCAGCCUCAGCCUGUCAAGAGCCUGAAGCUCUCCAUACUCAAGGGUAUGAUUUAUAUCGGCACGUCGGAGGGUGUCGUGAAGGUCCCGGCAGCCAACUGCUCUUUUUACUGGACCUGUGCUCAGUGUGUUCUGGCCCGAGAUCCCUUCUGUGGUUGGGAUACUGCCAGCAGGGUCUGUGUGAUGGUCUCAAAAACACACACUAAUCUAGGCCAGGACGUAGAAAGAGGAAAUGUUGAAGAUGUAUGCAGCAGUGUGUCAUUAAAUCAUAAGACCAGAUUUGGUCCAAACAAACUGCCUGCAGCCUCGUGUCCUCCAGGUGAGCUGGUGUCGGUGUCUCUGAACGAAGUAGUGCGGCUGCAGUGUCCUGCAGCAUCACGGCUGUCCCAGCAGCUCUGGGAGCGUCCCAACAGUCGGCUGUCCUCAGACCUGUACCUGAACCUGGAGGAUGGGAGUCUGAGCUUUGUGGCCACCCCUGCCACUCUGGGCCACUACCUCUGCCUAUCCACUGAGAAUGGCUACCAACAGACUAUGGCAAUCUAUCAUGUCAAACAGAAGAGCAGCCCUUUGUCUCAAACGCCAACCAGCUACACCCAGCCUCAGACACACCCCAUACCCACCACACAAUCUAUGGCCAAGCUAGAAUCUGGACUCCACAGCUCUGUGGGAACACAGCAAGGAGAGUCUAAGCCAACAGCAUCCAACAGGAACACUCAAGUCACCACCAGACAGCUGGGCAAAAACUUGACCUUACGGACAAAAGAAUCUGGACAGAGAGAAUUAGAGUUCGAGGAUGGCGAACAACUGCUGGCAGCCCAAGCCACAUGCUACUUAAAGGAACUGGUAAUUGUGUCACUUCUGCUAGUGCUCUCCCUCAGUCUGCUGAUCACCAUCUUUCUGUAUGUUAUCAGAAAGCGCUGCUACAACAGAACAGCCCCCCAGACAGAAAGUCCAACCAUAGACUCCGACAGAAGGACCCCUGUAGAGCAGGAGGCCCUAAGGAGGAAUGAGUUUUUGAGCAAAAGGAACGGACAAGCCCUGCAAAGUGGACAUGCCAGCGAGUUAGUUUGCAACACGGCGAUUUCAGGUUCUAAUGGGCAUUUGCCCAACACCCCUAUCUGAACAGUCAGACAUUUAAGCUGUUAAAGAUGAAACCAGAGACAUUUUUAAAGAGACAUGUGGCACUCACAGAAUCCUGAUUGAAAUGGGAAAUCUUCUGCAACAGGAGAAAAUGAGUUUUUAAAACCUUUGAGGGGCAAGUAAGUGACCCUGAACAGACUUGACUUGUUGUUCUGUACAUGCAUUUUUUUUCAUGUCCUGGUGGCCAUUGAAAUUACAUUUCAUUGUAGUUCAUGCUCCAGGGUAACUGGCCAAAUAAGUGCCCGUAUGCAUUUCAAGGCGGCUACCGAGUGCCUCCUGCAGGACUGUGAUGAGAUCAGAGGUUUUACUUUGGUAACAAGGUGUAAAUACUGAGGACGGUUAUCAUAAUUGGUAAGAUAUGGAUACAAUCUUACUAAUGAAUCAAGGAACUGUGGGUGGGUGUGUGGGGUUGCUUAUUUAGCUAAAUCAUUCACUGGCGUCUUUUAGAUGAGCAUCCUUGUACUGGGGUAAGAGACAUGGGAAGAAAUUGUCCUCAGAAAGAUAAAGCUUUAAGCAUUACACCCAAGUGCCAGAGCGUCACUCUAACCUAAACCUAUUUCUAACUUUUACCCUGAAACUAAGUCUUAACCCUCAAACAGGCCUUUGUAGGGUGUCAGAAAGUUCUUACACAAUUUCACUGCUGUGGUCUCAUAUACCAGGACAGCAACACGUACAGAAGAAAAACCAGCAUGACCAUAAACACAGCACAGAAUCAGGAUUAGAUAAAGAAAUGAAAUCCAGUAUUUUCUGUUCUUUUUCUUUUCUUUUUUUUUUUUCAUUUUUGUGUGAAUGGACAGUCCAGAAAUUCACCUGUUCUGCACAGCCGCAUUUUGAACAGGCACAGUCUCUGUGUAAGUGCGUGUGUGUCUGUGUGCAUUAUGUGUGUUUUGCAGCUUCCCAGUCCAUUAUAUACUGGGCCGAUGUAUUGUUGGGGGCUGAAUGAACUGCUGUUUGUGUUUGGAUGAGCAGUUCUCAUAAUUGACUAAAUAACUGACUUUUCUGUAACACUUUCACACCUACUGAUUGCACAGCGUUAGAGUUGCAUGUCAGCUGUUUGGGGAAGUUGUAGCAAUGCAAUUCACCACCACAAAUUCUCAGUAUGUGGGAAUAACUGGAAUGAAGUUUGGGCGCAGUUGUGAAAAGAUUGAUUUUUUUUUUUUUUUUUUUUUUUUAUCAAUUGUUUCUGGUCACCUUAGCUUUGGUCAGUGAGUUCAGUUUGUGGGUUUUGUUUUUGUCUUUUGUUUGUUUCUUUUUGGCAACAUUCAUUCAGUGAUUGUAUCCUCGAUGUCCUGUUUUCAGUUGGUACAAUGAAAGACGUCCUACCUGCGGUACUCAAAUGAAGAUGUAACUGUCGAUAUGGCUUUAACACGUUGGGACGUUCUGAAUAUUCUGUGGUGUUUUCAUUUGCUAGCACAAGAUGAUAAAGGUACAGAUGUGUCCAGCACAGCUGCUUCUUCAAAUACUUUUCUAGAGUAGUCCAAUGCAAGGCUGAUGACUGCCAGUUACGCAAUUUUUUUUAAACAGACGGGGGGAAAAAAUCUUAUAUUUUCAAUUCCCAGAUCAAUGUUUUCAUCAGAUGUGAGAAUCAGAAAUUUUAUACACAGGUGUGUGUGCUUGUGUGUGUGUGUGUGUGUGUGUGUGUGUGAGAGAGAGAGAGAGAGAUGUUCACAUAACUUUGUAGCAGAUGGUCGGAGUGAGUCAGGCAAGUGUAUUAUUUUUUUGUGACAUGGUAUUACAAACAAAAUGUGAAUGUGCCUUGGCUACAUGUUAUGUGAUAAUCCUGUGGAGCUGUUUUUACCGCUGAUCGCCAUUUGGACACAUCAAUGAAAAAAUGCAUCCACAGCUGUAAUGACGACUCAGCAUAUUUACGUGCACUUCAAUAAACCGGUUUC